GAAGGGGAGGGACUCUAAAGAAGACACGCGGCUUCAGUAGGUGUUUGGCUGCUGCUCCAAGGUUGCGCCGUGCUAUAGCCUAGUUAUCAUCAAAGCAAACAUUCUAAAAGCACGUUAUUGCGUGUCGAUUUUAUGCGACAAAAACCGCGCUGGUAAUAUUGUUUUAAUCGCAUUGCAUCGGCGUGGCCUACCCUGCUACGUGAAGAAAGCCUAGCAUAGGCUAACGAUAAACAUAUUGAUAUCAACGCACAGCCAGUGCCCGUGAACUUUGUCACAUAGUCCCUCCCUGGUGCAAUGUCCACCUCGUUCUUAUUGAGAAACGGUAAGAGGGUGUUUUCAGUAUUCGGCGGGGUGUGCAGAGGAACCGAUGCACUUUCUAGAGUUAAUUUUAUAUCGCGCCGCUUCAUUAUAGAUUUGUCAUACUCCACGCACUUCAUGGAUUUUAAAGGUUCCUCGAUACCGAGCUCCAUGAAAAAGCUGGUCGUAACGAAGCUUAGCCAGAAUUUCAGAGACGCCGUUGCCUUGCAAACUGUUCCAGUCCCGACACCUGGCGACGGGGACUUGCUUGUAAGAAAUCGAUUUGUUGGAAUCAAUGCCUCGGACAUCAACUACUCAGCAGGCCGCUACGACCCUACGGUCAAGCCACCGUUUGACGCCGGGUUCGAGGGCAUUGGCGAGGUGGUCGGCCUUGGCCUGAGUGCCAGCGCCCGCUACACCGUUGGCGACACCGUGGCCUACUUUGCUGAUGGGGCCUUUGCAGAGUACACAGUGAUACCCAUGAUCAAGACCGUACCUGUACCCGCGGUGAAGCCAGAGUUCCUCACCCUGCUGUUAAGCGGUGCCACGGCUUAUAUCGCCAUGAAGCGGCUUGGCGACCUGGUGAAGGGCGAGACGGUGCUGGUGACGGCCGCUGCCGGUGGCACGGGACAGUUCGCCGUGCAGUUUGCCAAACAGGCCGGCUGCCAUGUUGUGGGCACCUGCUCCUCCAACGAGAAGGCUGGCUUCUUAAAGACCAUUGGCUGCGACAGGCCCAUCAACUACACGUCCGAGGACUUGAGCGCCACGCUGCGCAAAGAGUACCCACAAGGCCUGGACGUAGUCUACGAGUCCAUAGGCGGCAGAAUCUUUGACAUGGCGGUCAACAAUCUAGCCAAUAAGGGCAGGCUGAUCGUGAUCGGGUUCAUCUCAGGGUACCAAACGGCAUCAGGGGUCCCAACUGUUAAAGGAGGGACUCUGCCUGUGAAGCUGCUCCAGAAGUCAGCCAGCGUGAGGGGGUUCUUCCUACCUCACUUCCUGGCUGACUACAAGGAGGCGAUGGGAAGCAUGAUGCAGAUGUUUGCUAAAGGGAAGCUGGUGUGUGAAGUGGACUGUGGGGACAUGGCCCCCGAGGGCCGUUUUGUGGGGCUGGAGUCCGUCUUUAGGGCUGUGGACUACAUGUACGCUGGGAAAAACGUUGGAAAGGUGGUGGUUGAGGUGACUCCACCCUCACUGGAGAGCAAACUGUGAUUUGCCUUAAUGUGAAUGCACUGGAAUCCUCAAACAAAUCAAAUGUAUGUAUGCACAUUGAAAUUACCUAUGCAAGUACAUAUGUUGAAGGCAAAUUACCCAAACUGUGACAAUCUACAGUACUCUUGAGUUGAAUAUAUUUUUUUAACAGUUUAUUUCACCUGAAUCUAUUUUGAUAUUACUAAAAUGUUGUUCUGUUCGAGACAGUUCCUUGUUAAUGUUUUUGAUGAUUGUAUUGAAUAAAACAAAGCCAAAGUCCCAAUGAACGGGGAUCAUA
Salvelinus namaycush (lake trout) is the source of this 1783-nucleotide messenger RNA. Its product is annotated as prostaglandin reductase 3-like. The record is from RefSeq and is a predicted model, not a curated record. Gene Ontology annotation, cellular component: mitochondrion. The transcript has 2 exons. Gene Ontology annotation, molecular function: oxidoreductase activity; zinc ion binding. NCBI's taxonomy places the organism in Eukaryota, Metazoa, Chordata, Actinopteri, Salmoniformes, Salmonidae. Bases 295 to 1506 code for a protein of 403 amino acids.